AUGGAGCAGUACAUGCGUCGGUUGGAGGAGCGCGACAAGGCGGCGGCGCGGGAUGCAGACAGCGAUGAGGAGCGCCGCCGCCGCGCCGAGCCCCUGCUCAAGGAGACAGCGUUUGACCGGCGCAAGGUGGUGGCAGUGUUCAAGCACGAUGGAUCGCGCGGCCACCACAUGAGCGACUACAUCCCCCCUGAAGAGCUGGCCAAAUUCAUGGAGGCCAGCGGGGACAAGGCUGCGGCAGCGCGGGCCAAGGCGCUGCAGCCCAACACUUUGGGGGCCGACAACAUCGGACACAAGCUGAUGCAGAAGAUGGGGUGGAAGGAGGGCCAGGGGCUGGGGGGCAGCAACCAGGGUGCUGCUGCGCCCGUGGCGGCGCAGGGCACGGCCGACGGGCUGGGACUGGGGGCGGCGCCGAGCGGUGCUGUGGAGGAGGGCGACGAUGAGUUCACACGCUACCGCAAGAGGAUUUUCCUGCAGCUGGUGGGAGGGAGCCAUCUUGCGCAGAAGGCGCAGUAA
Monoraphidium neglectum is the source of this 513-nucleotide messenger RNA. Its product is annotated as splicing factor 4. Gene Ontology annotation, molecular function: RNA binding. The transcript has 3 exons. Lineage: Eukaryota; Viridiplantae; Chlorophyta; Chlorophyceae; Sphaeropleales; Selenastraceae. Gene Ontology annotation, cellular component: nucleoplasm. Bases 1 to 513 code for a protein of 170 amino acids. The record is from RefSeq and is a predicted model, not a curated record.